CUCCAUACUACCUGUCUCCUUUUAGUCGUGGUAUCUUUUCUUGUUGGAUAGGAAGCAUCGGUGCUGCGAUCGUGCUGCAGUCGACUUCGAAACUGUGAAACAGCUUAAUCCCCCUCGGUGCCUUCUACUUCCCCCCCUUGCCGAUAUCUCCAUCAGGACUUGCAGAUGCCAAUUUACCAAUCAUAACAUAAACCCGUCCGUUUCUCCUUGGAUCUCGUGGUUGAUGCUUGGAACUGCAUGACAGCGUCAAUUUUCUUACCUAACCAGUUGUCAUACUAUAUUCGGAAUAAGAACGAAAAAUGCCCGCCAUCCCACCCUCUCCCCUGAGCAUAUCUCACCGCCACAAUCGCAGUCGAUCCUCGAACCUCGACCUCGACUCCCCCAUCUCCCCCGGUGUCUACACCUCCAAUGGGUUCUCACACAGUCCCCUCCAAUCCCCUCGUCAUCAGAACCACCUCUCUCACACCAUGAACGGAUCCCAGCGAAUGUCCGGCGACUUCGGCGACGCCGCUGACGCCGCCGCCGGCGGCGAUGGUGGGGGAGGAGGAGGGCUGGGCAAUCUGGCCGACGAGCUAGCCGACGCCUGGGAAGCCGAAGAGAGCGGCUACGGAUACGUCUCGGGCCAGGAGAUGGAGAACAUUCCCGCGGAUCAUCACCAUCAUCAUACCCAGCAUGCGGCAGCGACCAGCGACUCUGAAGAUGGCUACCACAUGGUCGGCGCCAGGACCCCCUCCUCCGGCUACGACUCCGAACGAGGCUCCCUGCAGCCCCCAAAGCCUAAAACCCGCAACGGCGGCCCCGCCUCCCACCGACAGCAUCGUCGCCAUGAGUCGCACUACGAUGGCUCCGACUACGGCAAUGACUCUGACCUCGACGAGUCCGCGGAUAUCUCGCCUGGUUUGGAGAGCCAGAUGGCGGAGGUGGAGAGCCUCGCUCGGAGGGGCCUCGAGAAUAACGGGAGUGAGAAUGACCAUGUCAUUGCUCGGGCUGUGACAGCGUUGCAGGAUCUUGGAGGCCAGAGCGGGGUGGAAAAUAACGCCAUGAGACUCAUCACAGCACACUCCUCCAUCACCUCACAUCUCACCCACCAAACCCGCGCCCUCCAAACCCUAACCCACCCCCUCCUAUUCUCCCCCUUUCCACUCCUCUCCGCCGACGCAAUCGACGCCCUCAUCCCCCUGAUCGACGACGAACUCCUCCCCACCCUCCCCUACCCCUUUCCCGCCGACCAGAACCGCCCUCCCGCCCCUCCAGCACCACAACCACCACCACCAUAUCCUCCCGCCCAACCACCCCCGCGCUCAACCCCCUCCCUAAGCGACACCCUCUACGAAUCCCGCCAGCUAACAGCGACCGCCUCGCGCCGGCUGCGUUCCGCGCGCGAACUCGUCGCCGACCUCCGCCGCGAGGACGAAGCCCGCGAGGAGGGAACCCGCUGGAUCGAAAAGGGCGACUGGGACAGCCGUAUCCGCGAGCGCACUGCCGGCAGGGAGUGCGGAGACGUCGUCAGUGGCUUUGAGGCUGUUUGUGGCGAGUGGAGGGAGAGGUUGUUUGGGGCUGCUGCUGCUGGCGGGGAGGUUGCUGCUGCUUAACUGGUCCAUUUCUCUCUCUUUCUCUCUCUCUCUUUGGCCCUAGCGCUUUCUUUCACUGUUAUUGGUCAAAAGUUGGAACCGAGUUUCAACCGUUUGUCUGUCUACCUGCCCGUCUGUAUAUGUGAGGUUGAUAUUGGCUUUUUUUUCACCCUUACAUACUACAUACUAUACUACACUACAUCUAUACAUACAUAGUACAUACCCCUUUAAUUUGUCUUUUCAUCGUGUCUCUUCAGUUUGUCCGUGUUUGUAACUCUCAUUUAUCGUUUCUUUUUUGCACGUUUCUUGUGCUUCUGCUUUUCUUUCUGUUGGUAUAUACUACAUCUCAUACUCAUCUAGAUAGACUUCU
Aspergillus campestris IBT 28561 is the source of this 1941-nucleotide messenger RNA. RefSeq lists its product as uncharacterized. The coding region runs from base 300 to 1592 and encodes 430 amino acids. Lineage: Eukaryota; Fungi; Ascomycota; Eurotiomycetes; Eurotiales; Aspergillaceae. The record is from RefSeq and is a predicted model, not a curated record. The transcript is spliced from 3 exons.